CUUGUCACUCAACCAUGGUUGAAGAAGUGGAAGCCAAGAAGGCUUCUUCCCUAUAUUUAUUGCUUAGUAUCCCAGAAAGAAUUGCCUAUGAGGAAUUAGAAAAAGUAGGAGAGAGAGAAGGGAAUAGGGCUGUGCUUCUCUCUAACCACCGCUUCCCCCCACCCGAACCACCAAACACACACAAAUUCACAAUUCCCAUUUCUGGGAGGAGAAGUUUGGUGGUGGGUUUUUGGAGAAAUUGCAAAAAGGUGCUGCCUUGAUCAUAAAGGAGAAGAGAGGAGAAGUGUUUGGAUGGAUUGUUGCUGGUGCUGGGACAAACAGAGUGGCUAUGACUUGUUUCCAGGGGAGAAACCCCACCCCUUUUCUCUCCCUUCACCUCUCCCCCACUGGCCUCAAGGGAAUGGUUUUGCCACGGGAAGAAUACGCCUAGGGGAGAUUGAAGUGGUUCAGAUCAGUCAGUUCGAAAAAAUAUGGAGUUGCAAGCCAUUGUUUGGAAAAUCAAAAUCAAAAAGCGUAACAUUUUAUCAGCCGGUUGAUGUCCCCGAAGGGUUUUCUGUUCUUGGUCACUACUGUCAGCUCGAUGACAAGCAGUUGAGCGGCUAUGUUCUUGCUGCCCGAGAUUUGGGCAGCUCGGGGGACAACUGUGUUCAAGACUCUGGAUCGGACCUUCCCGCUCUAGAGAAACCUCUUAGCUAUACUUUAGUAUGGACUAUGGAUGGUGGUUGUAACGGGUCUGGUUACGUUUGGCUGCCAAAUGCACCAGAUGGUUACAAACCUGUGGGGUUCUUAGUCACUCUCGAGCCCGAUGAACCUGAUCUUGAAGACGUUAGAUGUGUUCGGUCCGAUCUCACGGAAACCACUGAAGCCUGUGACAUGAUAUUUAGUACUAAAUCAAUUUUGUCCAAAACCCAAUUUCAAGUUUGGACGACGAGACCCUGCAAGAGGGGCAUGUUGUGUCGAGGAGUUUCGGUCGGGACAUUCUUCUGUGCUACAAACUUCACCUCGGGCGAUGACCUUAACAUCGCUUGCUUGAAAAAUCUCGACUCUUCUCUACAUUCCAUGCCAACCCUUAAUCAAGUCCACGCUCUCAUCAAGCAAUAUGGUCCGACGGUUUACUUCCAUCCAGACGAGGCUUAUUUGCCUUCAUCUGUCCCGUGGUUCUUCGAGAACGGGUCCCUUCUGUACAAAGAUGGAAAGGAUAUCGGUAUAGCUAUUGAACCCACAGGCUCAAACUUGCCUGCAGGUGGGAAAAACGAUCGGAAAUUUUGGCUCGAUUUGCCCGAUGGUGAUAAAAUGAAGAACUAUGUCAAGUGUGGGAACAUCGAUAGUGCUGAACUAUAUGUUCAUGUGAAACCGGCUUCGGGUGGGACUUUCACUGAUAUUGUAAUGUGGGUGUUUUGCCCUUUCAACGGGCCGGCUACACUCAAAAUUGGUUUGAUGAGCUAUGAAAUGAACCGAAUAGGCGAGCAUGUGAGUGACUGGGAGCACUAUACUCUCCGUGUUAGUAACUUUUCGGGGGAGCUUUGGUCUGUGUACUUCUCUGAGCAUAGCGGGGGCGAAUGGGUGGCUGCCCGGGACUUGGAGUUCAUCGAUGGGAAUAAGCCAAUUGUAUACUCAUCACGAAAUGGCCACGCGAGUUUCCCUCAUCCCGGCUGCUACCUCCAGGGCUCUUCAGUGCUUGGAAUAGGCCUGAGGAACGAUUGCGCUGCGAGCAAAUACGCUGUAGAUUCAAGCACGAGAUAUCGAAUCAUUGCAGCUGAGUAUCUCGGGGAGGGAGUCGUCGUAGAACCACCUUGGCUGCAGUUCAUGAGGGAGUGGGGGCCAACCAUCGAAUACGAUUCAGCAUCCGAGGUAGACAAGAUAAUCAUCCUCCUCCCCUUUUUUGUCAGGUUUUCAGUCGAGAGCCUCUUCGAACUCUUCCCAACCGAGCUUUAUGGCGAGGAAGGGCCAACGGGACCAAAAGAGAAAGACAACUGGUUGGGGGACGAACGGUGAUCACCACACUCCACCCCGAGUCUUGUCAACAUAUCAUCCUAUUACACGUUUACUUUUGUAUCUUCGAUCUUCUAAGCCUUAAACCCGUUGAAGAUUUGAAGAGUUGAAGGCAAAUGAAAACAUGUAGAGGCUUUAGAAACCUGAAGUUCAAAUCCUUUGUAUCUUUUCCCAGUUGAUGUACCAAAAUGUGGUAUAAUCAUAGUGUGAAUUGUGAAAGAACAUUGUUUAGUAGCUCUCUUUGUCAACAUAUUAGUGAGAAGGUAUUGUAAAUAGUGAGCAAGGAGUGUACGAGAGUAGAUGCAGUCAUUUAGUUGUUAGAAGACAGAUUGUGAGAUGUAAUCUUAUUGAUUUGGGUAAAGGGAAAUCAUUGAUUGUGAAUUA
This is a messenger RNA of Ipomoea nil (Japanese morning glory), 2376 nucleotides long. RefSeq lists its product as uncharacterized. Bases 292 to 1995 code for a protein of 567 amino acids. Lineage: Eukaryota; Viridiplantae; Streptophyta; Magnoliopsida; Solanales; Convolvulaceae. The transcript is spliced from 2 exons. The record is from RefSeq and is a predicted model, not a curated record.